Molecule: messenger RNA, 1512 nt
Organism: Epithele typhae
Lineage: Eukaryota; Fungi; Basidiomycota; Agaricomycetes; Polyporales; Epitheliaceae
Exons: 3
Coding region: 1-1512 (503 amino acids)
Source: RefSeq, a predicted model, not a curated record
AUGACCAAGUUCAAGAGCCUCCGCAUCGGUCACGCUGGUAGCAAGCACCAACGUCGGGAUGAUUGCUCCACCGGUGGUCUGUACAAGUCACCCACCAAGGGUCAAACCGUCGAUGCUACGCAGGCUCUCAGCGUCAGCUGGGACGCAUCCUGCUUCUCCUCGGAUGUCAACCUCUAUCUUUACGGUUACGGCGUAACUGGCAACACCCUCCUUCAGACUUGGAAGGGCAUCCCCGCCUCCAGCGGAAGCCACUCCGUCAAUCUCAACCCUUCCUGGUGGAACAACAACAGCACCGCCAGCCUGCAGUUCACCAUCGCCCCCUCCGAUACUCUUAUCUUCUUGAUCGACACCCCCGCUGGUCCCGUCUUUACGGCCACCUACUCUGGAACGGCCACCAGUGCGGCGGCCAGCCAGAACACUGCCGCGGUCGGCGCCGUUCAGCAGGUCGCGUCCGGUGCUAAGGAGAACCACAGUACCUCCAAGGGCGGCGUCGCCGCCGCAGUCCUAGUCCCCCUUCUCCUCCUCAUCGGUCUUGCCGUCGCAGCCUACAUCCGGAUCGCGCGCCAGAAGCGCAAGGAGAAGCAGAAGCGGUUCAGCGAGAUGGUCGACAAGCGCAUGUCCACCAUCUCCACCGACUGGAAGUCCCUCUCCGGCGCCGGUGCAAACGCUGCCAUCCGCAAUAGCAUGGCUGUCUCCGGCAACCGCGCGUCCUCCUUCUCGUUCGGUGGCAUCCGCCCCUCGUCGACGGUCGCGGAGGACGGUGGUCAUGCUGGCGUUGGAGCUGCUGGUGGUAUGCCUGGCGAGGCUCCCGCGAUGUCCCAACUCCGUCCUGGCCUCCGCACCUCUGCCUUCGAAAAUCGCACGUCUCGCGUCUCCUUCGCCGCCGACACCCGCCCGUCGUCGGAGUACCGUCGCACCCGCGCUUUCCACACUGGUUACGUCCCGCCCCUCCCUGAGCGCGAGGCUUCUACCGAAAGCUCGAGCAACGCGUCGCCGAUCCUGUCGCCCGUUCAGACUGCUGGUGCUCUUUCGCUCACCCCCGAAGACAUCCGCUCCCGCAUGGCCGGCCAGGAGGCUCGUCCGAGCAUCGAUGAGGUCAUGCCCGCGUUGACGAUGAUGCGCACCGGUGCCGGCGAGCUCCUCUUCGACUCACAAAUCCCCACUCCUCCCACUCCUACCUACCAAACUGCCCACACCCCCAAGUCGCCAGUCAUGGGUGUGAUGCCGAUGCAGCCCAUGCCCGCUAGCGUAAUGUCUCCCGACGACAUGCUGCGCGCUUACGCCGAACGCCGUGCAAUGGGCGGCGCUGCUCCCUCUGGCACCCCGGCCCCGGCCGCAAACUACAACGGCAACGGCAUGCGCGUUCUUUACUCGCCUGAGACCGCUGCCCCCUCGUCGCCGGACUCUUUCUACCCGGCCUCUACCGCGCCCACCCGCAAGAGCUUCGCGCCGACGGAGCACAGCAAGUACGACGAGGACGAGGAGGAUGCAUACGGUGGCACUGCCCAGUAA